Messenger RNA from Opisthocomus hoazin, 858 nucleotides. RefSeq names its product TLR adaptor interacting with endolysosomal SLC15A4 (gene TASL). Lineage: Eukaryota; Metazoa; Chordata; Aves; Opisthocomiformes; Opisthocomidae. The record is from RefSeq and is a predicted model, not a curated record. Gene Ontology annotation, biological process: regulation of toll-like receptor signaling pathway.
AUGCUAUCGGAAGGUUACCUUUACAGAAUCUCCUACCUUUGUGAAGACUUGAACCAUGAGCUCUACAGCAAGAGUUCAGCUGAGGAAGUGGUGUAUGAAAUGAGGUCCAUUAAUUAUUCUUCCACAGAUGAAGCACAAGAAAAAAGCCUCCUUCAGAGAUGCAGAUCUGCUGGCAAGUACUUUUCCUCAGUCUGCUCUAGAGGAAGCAAGCACAGCAGAAGGCAGAAGGAUAAUCUCCUACAGCCCACACAGCACCCCACGCCCUCAGGGCAGCCAUCUCCAACUACGCAUGCCUGUGAGGAGUUGACAAGAAAAGACACCUACCUGGUUCCAUCUUCCUGCAAAAGCAUCUGCAAAAACUACAACGAUUUGCAUAUAGCCGGGGAUUAUGUGGUGCCCAUUAGCUCAGUCACGACAGAUUUUACCUGCGACAGUGGCAUAGGCCCCUUCUUGGAGUCCUCAGAGAUUCCUCCCCCCAUGGAGUCCGUGAGGGUCCCCCCCAGUGACACCGGACGCAAGCUGGUCCAAGGCUACUCCUCGUGCUGGCGGCUGGCGAGUUUAGUGCCUCACCAGCAGCCCCUCUCCGAUUCAGCCCUGAACGACUACCUCGAACAGAAGCUGGUGGAACUCUAUAAGCAGUACAUCAUGGACAGCACAGCAAACAGGGCAUCCCCCACUCAGAUCCUGGCCUCGGAGCUAAUUAUGAGUAACGUAGAUCAAAUCAGCAUGCAGAUAUCACGGGAGAGGAAUAUGGAGACCACCAAGGCCAAAGACAUUGUCAUUAGCCGCUUCUUACAAAUAGCCAGUGAAAAAAUAUCUUCAGAAAUUAGCACACCUAGUCUGCAUAUUUCCCACUAG